GAGAGAAUUAAGGAGCAUGAAUCUUGUUUUGCACAUGAAUGAAAUUGCAUUAUUGGACACCAUCAUUAUAAAACAGAUGUAAAGGCAUUUCCGGUUUCGGGACUAUGCCUUUUCCGCCCUGAUGCCCUUGUAGCUAUGGAAACGUCCACCAGCCUGUUCACCCCUUCAGACCAGGCACUGCGUGUGAUGUAGCUAGGGAGAUGGUUUAUGUGUGCCAGAAUUACCGAUAAAUCAGACGUUUCAAGAUGGCGUUACAACGACUGAUGUCUUUUUUCAUCCUUUACUCGAUUCUUGGCUACAUUCCAUCACUUGGGGUAAUCCUCCGAACCACAGACAAGACUGUGUGGGCAAAUGAAUUUGAACCUAUUGAGUUGACCUGCUUGAUAGAGUCCAUCUCAACAAACAACCCCAGAAUCGAAUGGAAGAAAAUCCAAAACGGCGUCCCUAGUUAUGUGUACUUUCAAAAUCAAAUUUCGGGGGACUUGGAGCACAGAGCCCAGCUGAUCCAGCCGGCUAACCUACUGAUCCUCAACACCAGCCGUGCAGACACUGCAGAGUACCGCUGUGAGGUCGCUGCCAUUGAUGACCACAAACACUUUGAUGAAAUUCUAAUCAGUCUUGCUGUCAGGGUAAAGCCUGUGGUGCCCAGGUGCAGUGUGCCUGUGGCGGUGACUGUUGGCACGUCCUCUGAGCUGCGCUGCCUGGAGAACGAGGGCUUCCCUGCUUCACAGUACCGCUGGUUCCGCAACAACGAGGAGCUUCCCCAGGACCCAAAGAGCAGCCCCAAGUUUAUCAACUCCACCUACUCCAUUAACGCUGACACGGGUGGUCUGAAAUUCCGCCGGAUGAGGAAGGAGGAUGCGGGGGAGUAUUACUGCCAGGCAAAGAAUGUAGCUGGACAUGCACAGUGUCCCACACAGCUGAUGGACGUCUAUGAUGUCGACAUUGUGUGGAUUUUCCUGAAGGUGUUGGCGGCAUUGGCUGGAUUCAUUGUUGUGAUGGUGGGGGUUUGUCAUGCACACAAACAUCGCUGCUUCUCUUCCGGCAAGGAUCUCACAGGAACCAACUACAAACUUCCAGCGCAGGAUGAUGGCGUUGACUAUGCCGAAGCAGAUGAGGGUCACUUCCGUCACAAAUCAUCAUUUAUCAUUUGACAUCUGAGAUAGAGGAGACACACUAAAGAGGAGACACACUGAAGAGGAGACACACUGAAGAGGAGACACACUGAAGAGGAGACACACUGAAGAGGAGACACACUGAAGAGGAGACACACUGAAGAGGAGACACACUGAAGAAGAGACACACUGAAGAGGAGACACACUGAAGAAGAGACACACUGAAGAGGAGACACACUGAAGAGGAGACACACUGAAGAGGAGACACACUGAAGAGGAGACACACUGAAGAGGAGACACACUGAAGAAGAGACACACUGAAGAGGAGACACACUGAAGAGGAGACACACUGAAGAGGAGACACACUGAAGAGGAGACACACUGAAGAAGAGACACACUGAAGAGGAGACACACUGAAGAGGAGACACACUGAAGAGGAGACACACUGAAGAGGAGACACACUGAAGAGGAGACACACUGAAGAAGAGACACACUGAAGAGGAGACACACUGAAGAGGAGACACACUGAAGAGGAGACACACUGAAGAGGAGACACACUGAAGAGGCGACACACUGAAGAGGAGACACUCUGAAGUCAAAAGAGUGUCAAAUCCCAUAAUGGGGCUUCGUGUGAGAAAUUUGAGCUGUAACAUUGCACAUGAACCUACAAGCUUGCCAAAGUUAUCAUAAUGAAAAAGAUCAAUCAUUAUUUCAAUUUUGCUUUCUGAUAGGCAACUGCAACGUCAUGUCCCUGUUAGUACACUGUUGACUUUUUUUGUAGCACAAAUAUGUUUCGUCCUCGGUCAUUACUGUAACUAAUUACAGUACAAUUUUUUUAAAGCUGUGACUUUUGAACUUCCACCAGCAUGUUCAUCUUAACUGACGCUGGAACAUUCCCCCAUACUGUUUUUAGACAAACAAGGUUUUUUACUUCCUAAAAUUUCUACAAAGUACAACAAACCUGUUUUAAAAAAAACAGUAUUUCAUUACCUCUGAAUGCAAGCUGGACUAGUUUAUGUUAAUAUGAAGGUAGGUUGUGUCAAUAGUUUUAUAUACACUACCGUUCAAACGUUUGGGGUCACUUAGAAAUGUCCUUGUUUUUGAAAGAAAUCAAAUUUUUU
Molecule: messenger RNA, 2236 nt
Organism: Salmo salar (Atlantic salmon)
Lineage: Eukaryota; Metazoa; Chordata; Actinopteri; Salmoniformes; Salmonidae
Product: junctional adhesion molecule 3B
Biological process (GO): cell-cell adhesion; cell migration
Cellular component (GO): protein complex involved in cell adhesion; cell-cell contact zone; plasma membrane
Molecular function (GO): protein homodimerization activity; integrin binding; cell-cell adhesion mediator activity
Source: RefSeq, a predicted model, not a curated record